Ziziphus jujuba (common jujube) is the source of this 1849-nucleotide messenger RNA. Its product is annotated as probable pectate lyase 8. Gene Ontology annotation, molecular function: pectate lyase activity. The record is from RefSeq and is a predicted model, not a curated record. Bases 170 to 1489 code for a protein of 439 amino acids. The transcript has 7 exons. Lineage: Eukaryota; Viridiplantae; Streptophyta; Magnoliopsida; Rosales; Rhamnaceae.
CAUCGUAGCUUUUCUUUGACUCCAUUAAGUUCAUUUUCCAUUUCAUUCUUUCAAUUCAUAGCGAGACAGAAAAUAGAGGGAGAGGGUCUCUGCUUUAUAGAGAAAAUAAAACAGAGACAUUUAUCGUGACAGAGAUACAGAGAAAAACAGAGCUCUGAGUACCAAAACAAUGGCGGUUUCUCUAACACGCUUCCUCGUCUUCUUCCUAUUUUCAUCGCUCUUUAUUGUAAUGGCGAAAGGCGAUGAUGUACAGUCAAGAUUUGUUGAAACAGAGAAGUUGCAGAGCUCUGAAAAUUCGACAAUGGCGGAUAGGUUGGAUGAUAAUUGGAUUAAUGAACAUGCUGUAGAUAAUCCAGACGAAAUUGCUUCUAUGGUUGAUAUGAGUAUUAGGAACAGCAGUGAGAGAAGGAAUUUGGGUUAUUUCUCAUGUGCCACAGGGAAUCCAAUUGAUGACUGCUGGCGCUGUGACCCUGGUUGGCACCUCCACCGCAAGCGCCUAGCCAAUUGCGGUAUCGGGUUCGGGCGCAAUGCGGUGGGUGGUCGUGAUGGUAGGUACUAUGUUGUGAACGACCCGGGGGAUGAUGACCCGGUGAACCCGAAACCCGGUACGCUCCGGCACGCGGUGAUCCAAGAUAGGCCAUUGUGGAUUGUGUUCAAGAGGGACAUGGUGAUAAAUUUAAAGCAGGAGCUCAUCAUGAACAGCUUUAAGACAAUCGAUGGUCGAGGUGUGAAUGUCCAUAUUGCUUACGGGGCUUGCAUCACAAUUCAAUUUAUCACCAAUGUCAUUAUCCAUGGCUUACACAUCCAUGAUUGCAAACCCACUGGGAAUGCAAUGGUUAGGAGCUCACCAUCACAUUAUGGUUGGAGAACAAUAGCUGAUGGGGACGCCAUUUCCAUAUUCGGAUCCAGUCACAUUUGGAUUGAUCAUAAUUCUCUAUCUAAUUGUGCUGAUGGACUUGUUGAUGCUAUUAUGGGCUCGACCUCUAUUACCAUUUCUAACAACUACUUUACCCACCACAAUGAGGUUAUGCUGUUAGGUCACAGUGACUCCUAUACAAGGGACAAGCAAAUGCAAGUGACCAUCGCCUACAACCAUUUUGGCGAAGGUCUUAUCCAGAGGAUGCCUAGAUGUAGACAUGGAUAUUUCCAUGUGGUAAAUAAUGACUACACACACUGGGAAAUGUAUGCUAUUGGUGGAAGUGCUAACCCCACUAUUAACAGCCAGGGCAAUAGAUAUCUUGCCCCUAGCAACCCUUUUGCUAAGGAGGUUACAAAGAGAGUUGAAACAUCAGACGGUGUAUGGAAGCAUUGGAAUUGGAGAUCAGAAGGUGAUCUUUUGCUGAAUGGAGCUUACUUCACUCCAUCAGGAGCUGGUGCUGCAGCUAGUUAUGCCAGAGCCUCUAGCUUAGGAGCCAAGUCUUCAUCCAUGGUUGGCUCCAUUACCUCUGGUGCUGGUGUCCUCAGCUGCCGCCGUGGCCGCCAAUGUUAAUUUCAACAUUAUAAACAAAAAACCACAAAAUCAAAACAAAAAAAAUGAUUAAAAAAGAAAGGAACAAAAAUUGGAAAAAAAAAAAAAAAGAAAGAAAGGAAGAAAAAAAUUAUUCAUUUUCCCUUCCUUUUAUUAUCAUUAUAAUUGUUGUUAUUAUCAUUAUAUAGCACUAUGAUGAGUGAGUUUGCAGUCAUUCUGUUGACAACCCUCCUUAUUUUGUAUUUUCCCAAUCAAUAGUUGAAAAAGUGUACAUUUUUUUUUUCUUACAUCAAAUGUUUCACAUUUUUGUCGACGAAUUUACUUCGGCAUCCUUCUAGUGCUCAAGCAAUCAAUAUUCUCUCAUUUUGCUUUGUUUGUCUA